UCGUCGCGCGAAUUCACGCUGAAUGCGUUGAAUGAAGUUCCAACGUGUCGUGCAAUCUCGGCAAAUCGCGUAGCAAAGCGACCCGUAUGCAUGUAAAUCUGUGAUCGCGCGAUGAUAACUGGAUUACAUGUUCUCGAAUCAACGACGUCAGACGCGCGCGGUAAAGACGACGAUUGCGUCGUAUAUCUCACGUGAACGAUAAUAUAUUUCACGCUUUUUCUCGAAGAUAUAGAUAGUGAAUAACGCGGCGAAUAUUUUAUUAGUCGCAAAACUUUCUCAAAUUCAAGGUCCAUUUGAAACUUGAACCGUCAUGCUUGCGCUAACUAAUACCGCACCGUCGCGUUAUCUGCCGCAAUAUUAAUUUUUAGCGCGAUAUGUUAAUUUCAUACGACAGUAAGGUCCCUUGAUUAACAAUUUCUCGCGAAGCUUGCUCGCGAAGCUUACUCGCGAAGCUUACUCACGAAGCUUACUACACGCUACCGUAUGAAGUGAUUUCGUAUCGGAAAACGAACAUUAAUGGAUUACACGGAAUUAUUUUCCUUCGCCUGUGUUAUUCGGUAACUUAUUAUUCGCGUUUUUCACCGAGACGUUGAUGAAUCUUUGUAACUACGACUGCACAGGUAUAUAAACGCGGUCAUGGCGAACCAUUAGAGCAUAGUCACGGCCGCGUGUGACCGGUGUACCGACAGACGCACGCCAAAUGUGCCGAUUCUUAACCCGUGCAGAUACCAUCGCGUCACACCGAUCUCUUCCACCGACGAUAAUCGUCCAAAGCAAUUGGACUUCCUCUUGAUUUCGUCGCAUACAUCGCGAUGUACUUCCUACAAUCAAAACAGGAAACGUUCCUCACUACGUUUUAACAGAACCUGCAAAUUUGCAAAUCGAUUUAGUCGCGCGCGUCAAGUGGCUCUCGCACAACUGGACUUGAUUAGAUUCGCAGUCGGUGAUGUAUAAAAUGUAUGUCUAUGAAAAUCUUGAUACGUCGAAUGUCAUGCAAAUGUCGAAUGACCGAAGAAGAUAUAAAACAUAUUGUCUUAGCAAAUAAGAUAAACUGCAUGUUUAAACAGAUGUGUUUGUUAUCUCUUAUGUAAUGUUCGAUUUUUAUGCUACGUGUAGCUUUCUACAUGGCGUUUGAUUUUGUUUCGUAAUGUAUGUCAGUGUGGCAUGUCGAUAUGCGUGACGUUACGUCAUGAUUACCGGUAAUCAAGGUCGUUGAGAGUGAGUUCGGAACCCGACAAACAAAUCCUUUUCGUGAAACGGAACAGAGAUGAGCCGAAUGAAUUAAUUUCUCGUCGAGAUGAUUUCGCGCGAAUAUGAAUUUCAAUAUCUCGUCUUUAAUGUCUUAUUUUUCUUUGUGUACUUCGUGCAGUGUGAGGAAAAGAUUCAUCGUAGUGGGAAUGAGCGCGGCUACGCUUCUGGGCAUUCUUAUGGCGAUCGUGAUCGUCCUUGUCACGCGAACCACAGGAUACGAAUGUGGCCCGAAAUUCAUCAGUCCUUCGAAGCUAGGCCUCUACAAAAAGGGCGCUGUGACGACAAAUGGUCAGGAAUGUGCGGCAAUCGGCGCUGAUAUCUUAGCUAAAAAUGGUUCAGCAGUGGAUGCGACAAUAGCAGCACUCCUGUGCGAAGGCAUCGCGUCCUUGCAUAGUAUGGGUUUAGGUGGUGGAUUUCUCAUGACUAUAUGGGACGCGAAGAACAAGAAGGCGGACUUUUUAGACGCGAGAGAGAUUGCACCGUUGGCUGCGACGGAGGACAUGUUCGACAGCAAUGCCGAGCUUUCUAUGUAUGGUGGUUUAUCGAUCGCGGUGCCAGGUGAGGUCAUGGGAUAUUGGGAGGCGCACCAAAAGUAUGGAAGAUUAAACUGGGCCGAUUUGUUCGAGUCUGCGAUUGCAUUGUGCGAAAAGGGAUCUAUUGUGAACGAUUAUCUCGCCGCGUAUUUACUCGAAAAGGCGCCUAUGAUAAAAAAGGAGAGCACUUUAGCAGAAAUACUCAUCAACCCUGUCACCAACGAACCGUGGGUCGCAGGAGACAGGAUAAAACGACCGAAACUGGCAAAGACGCUGAGACUAUUAGCUAUAAACGGCCCUAACAUAUUUUAUAACGGCGUUAUCGCUGACGAGUUGGUCAAGGAAAUCGCGAGAUUUAAAGGAAUAAUUACGAAACGGGAUUUCGAGACGUACAAAGCCGUAUGGAGGAAGCCGAUCACGAUAAAAAUAGGAAAUCUGACGAUUCACAGCGCCCCGCCGCCAGGUUCGGGUGCCGUUUUAACUUUCAUAUUGAAUGUUCUUCACCGGUUGAUACCGGUAAGUAACGAGCACAUAAUGUGGCAGCGUAUAGUAGAGACUUUUAAGUGGGCUUACGCAAGAAGAACCGAGCUGGGAGAUCCUGAAUUCGUCGAUAACAUAGACGAGGUGAUCGCCAAUUUAACGUCAAACGAUUACGCGGAUAUGAUACGGGAUAAGAUAAGCGACUACUCCACGAGCCAAUAUCCAGAGGAUUACGGUGCCAUUACCGAAGGAUUCGAGGACGGGGGGACUGCUCAUAUCUCCGUCCUUGCUCCCGACGGUUCCGCUGUUUCCGUUACGUCAACUAUUAAUCAAGUGCUGGGCGCGAUGAUACGCUCGAAUUCCACCGGUAUAAUAUUUAACGACGAGAUGGACGACUUCAGUUCGCCCAAUAUAACCAACGGCUUCGGACUCCCGCCGUCGCCGGCGAACUUCAUCCAACCCCGCAAACGACCAUUGAGCUCCAUGUGCCCAUCCAUAGUGCUCGACGCGAACAACGACGUGAGAUUAGUGAUAGGUGCGGCUGGGGGAACAAAAAUCACAAGUGGCGUCGCAAUUGGAAUGAUUCUGAACCUUUUCAACGGCUACAACAUAAAAGAGGCGAUUGACGCGCACCGGCUUCAUCAUCAACUGCUGCCAAUGAACGUGCAGAAUGAGCGCGAUUUCUGCAAAGCUACGCUGUGUUACUUGAGAAAAAUUGGACAUAACGUCACCACUUUCAGUGGAAUUGGCAGCGCUAUUACAGGCAUAGCUAAAGAAAAAGGAUACAUAACCGCAAAUUCGGACUAUCGUCGGCAAGGAAGAUCGGCGGGAUUCUAGAAAUCACGUCCCCCACGUUUUACGCGGACGUCCUUGUAAUGCUGAGAAUUCCUCUGUACUACCGCAGUUCUCCGGGGAACUGUUGCUAAUGAUUUUGAGCCUACGUCUGUUCUCUACGGCAUGGAAUCUUUAUCGCCAUGUGUCCCAUUUCAAGAAAGAGAAAGAGAGAGAGAGAGAGAGAGAGAGAGAGAAAGAGUGUAGAUCCAUGCAUAAAGUGCGCUUCUCGAAAUUACAAAGUCGUCCCCAUAGGAUGCGAUAUUAGACAAUUUUUAUAUGUAAAUAUCGAAGUUAAUUUUCAAUUUUAUGAUUAUUUUAAGAUAAAGUUUAUGUACAUUUUUCUUUAUACAUCAAAGCGAAUUCGAGUCAAAUCGUUUGAGUCUGAAUGUUACAACGUAUGUCACAUCGAUUUCACAUCGACACGAAAAAUGCAACAAAAAUUAUUUAUCUCUCUGAAUUAUCAUUAGGUCGUACUACGUUACGAUGAUAUCGACGAACGUAGGAACACUGUAACAGUUUCCGUCUGUAUUUUCCGUUCGGCUGUAAAUACUUAACGCAGUUAAGCGACCGCACGUGUGUGUACUCGUAUUAUUAACAUUCACGGAUCAUCGCAUUUGUACAUAUUUCGUUAUCACGUUUAAUUAAAAUGAUGGAGAUAUGGAUGGUAUGAGGAUAAUUCAUAUCUACGAUCAAGUACAAAUUAAUACUUACCAUUUCUGGAUUCUUCUCGCGAAUAACACUUUCCUAGAGUAGAACAGAACAAAAUCGUACAUACCAAUAGUCAGUAAUGUAGGAUCCUACGCUGGAUGACGCAGAAUAUACGAACACUUGGUUGUCCGUAUAACAAAGUAAAUGAAGUAUUGCGUGUAACCGCACGAAAUAAUAUCAUAUAAUAUUGUCAUGUGUGAUAUAUAUUUUCUUGUAAUAAAAGAUAAAACCGCUUAUGG
This is a messenger RNA of Dinoponera quadriceps, 4045 nucleotides long. RefSeq names its product gamma-glutamyltranspeptidase 1-like. NCBI's taxonomy places the organism in Eukaryota, Metazoa, Arthropoda, Insecta, Hymenoptera, Formicidae. The record is from RefSeq and is a predicted model, not a curated record. Bases 1314 to 3101 code for a protein of 595 amino acids. Gene Ontology annotation, molecular function: glutathione gamma-glutamate hydrolase. Gene Ontology annotation, biological process: glutathione catabolic process. The transcript has 10 exons. Gene Ontology annotation, cellular component: plasma membrane.